Molecule: messenger RNA, 1203 nt
Organism: Rotaria sp. Silwood1
Lineage: Eukaryota; Metazoa; Rotifera; Eurotatoria; Philodinida; Philodinidae
Source: the annotation of a GenBank genome assembly
AUGCGUGCAAGUUCCAUUGAUAUUCAUCGGAAUGCAAAAUGGUCACAGAAUGGUAUCACUGUUGCUGGAGGAAAUGGACAUGGCAGUAAAACCAAUCAACUCCAUUGGCCAUGGGGUUUGUACGUCGACGACGAUCUAACGAUUUAUGUCGCUGAUUAUGGAAAUCACCGUAUUGUGGAAUGGAAAUCUGGUGCAACGAAUGGAAAAGUAGUUGCUGGUGGAAAUGGAGAAGGAAAUGGAGCUCAUCAGUUAAACUGCCCACUAGAUGUGAUUAUCGACAAAGAGAGCGAUUGUCUCAUCAUCAGCGAUUGGCAGAAUAAAAGAGUAGUUCGAUGGCCUCGUCGAAAUGGUACUCGUGGAGAAACAAUUAUUUCAAAUAUCUCCUGCAUCGGUUUGACAGUGGACGACAAUGGUUAUCCCUAUGUCGUUGAUGAUGAAAAACAUGAAGUGAGACGAUAUAAAAUUGGUGACACUAAAGGAACAGUAGUUGCAGGUGGCAAUGGAGAAGGAAAUCGUCUUGAUCAACUCACUGGGCCCCACUACGUAUUUGUCGAUCGAGAUCAUUCAGUUUAUGUGUCUGAUUUUGGAAAUGAUCGUGUAAUGAAAUGGGAAGAAGGUGCAAUACAAGGCAUUGUCGUAGCCGGUGGUCAAGGACAAGGAAAUAGUCUCACACAAUUAGAUUGUCCUCAAGGAGUUGUUGUCGAUCAAUUGGGUACUGUAUAUGUGAUUGAUGAUGAGAAUCAUCGAAUCAUGCGUUGGCCAAAAGGAGCCACACAGGGAAGUGUCAUUGUUGGUGGAAACGCUGAAGGAGCACAGUCGAAUCAACUCAGUUAUCCUAUAGGUUUAUCAUUUGAUCGACAUGGCAAUCUCUAUGUCGUCGAUUGGGGAAAUCAUCGAGUACAAAAAUUUAAUAUCGUUGAUACACGUCUUUUAUUAAUUCGUGAAAAUUAUGAUAUUAUUUUAUAUGAUGCUCAACAAAAGCGCUCAUUAACAAGCAUAAGAAAAAGCAAUAUAUUACUUGAAACAAAUCUACAUGCUAAAUUAAUUUUACCACCAUGUCCAAGAAGUCAACAAGAAUUAAAGCAGACACGAAGAGUAUUAAAUGUUUGUGAAAAAAAUCCAAUUGAUGAACAUCCAUUAAAUUAUGAUGAAUAUAAUCCAUUUAAUAUUUGUGCUGCAUCCAAUGUACCACAUUUAUCGUGA